UUGACAAAUAUUUAUUUUUUUCUGGGUAAUAAAAACCUAUAAAAAUGAAUUGUUAAUUGUUUCACUGUCAAAAAGUGAUUGCCAAAUUUAAUAAACUUGGAAUAUAUUCAGUAAUAGAAAAAUCUGUAUAUUAUUUGCAGCCAUAUCGUUAUUUAUCAAGAAUUAGAACUGAUAAACCUCGUGAUAAACAUACUGAGUUAUUUAAAAGUUUGGCUAGACGUAUGAUGCGGAAGAGCCCUAUAACUGUUCAGCAGUGGGUAGAUACUUUGCCACCUGCUCAUAUAACACAAACACCACCAUCAAAUAUGUUUAACGCACAAGUUAAAAAUCCUCGACAGUAUUUAAAAAGGGACUUGUCGUUGCAGUCUGAUGAUGGAUCUAGUCAAUGUUCUAGCGUAGAGUCAGUUCUAGAACUUCGAAAGCCUGACCCAGAGACUGUAUUGAUGGAACUUGGGUUUGGACCUCCAAAUGAUGGAAAUUCUGCAUGCCGUAUUCCUAACAGAUUUUUACAGCCGUCUAAGGUCUUGCCAGAAGUAGAUUUUAAUAAAUUUCUUGAGCAAUAUGGACAAAGAAUAUCUGAUACACCACAAUCUCAUCCUGCUUCUCCUGGUAAACCAAGGCCUAAAUCAUAUUGAUCUCUGUUUAUUUCAAUCUCAGAAAUAAAAGUAGAUUUUUAAUAGGUAAAUGUUAGUAAAAGGGUGAAUUUGAAUCAAAACUGACUUAGGGGAAUAAGUAUAGUAUAUAUUAAUUAUAUCUUUUCCAUCGGACAUAGAUAGUGUAAUAUAAAAACAUACUUCAGUAAUACCGAAUUAUUUAACUGUAAUCAUAUUCAUUACUCUUGGAUAUUAAGAUUUAGGAUAUUAUUUGAUAGUUAAAAAUGAUUUCUAUUUUUUUUUUGUUCGUAAUGCAGUUACCGAUUGUGAUUUGUUCUCAUUCCAUUUAGAUUUUAAAAUAAUUUGAUAAACAAUUGACAAUCAAUAAUUAUUGAAAUCAAAUUAAUUAUAUUGAACCCUAUACCAAACCUGUGAACCUGUUAUCUGAAAGAAAUCGUUUAAGAGGUUUUUCCGGUGUGUUUAAUUUAAGUCAGUGGCAGUUGAUGAGAACUAACGUGAUCAUAUUUUAAUAGUUAAGUACCUAUGUGACUUAUUUAGGGGAUGAUUUUUUAGGCUAACAUAGAGGUUUCGUAUCGAAAAAAUGUCGAAAAAAAUUAGGAAAAUAAAAAAAUUUAAUCACAGAUUGCGGACACUGAGAUCUCGAAAGGGUUUGUACAAAGAUUAGCACAGUAUAUUUUUUUAUAAUCGGCUGUGAUAAUAAAUUUUUUUAAUUUUCUCAAAAAUGUUCACUCAUUUUAAAAUU
Molecule: messenger RNA, 1356 nt
Organism: Anoplophora glabripennis (Asian longhorned beetle)
Lineage: Eukaryota; Metazoa; Arthropoda; Insecta; Coleoptera; Cerambycidae
Gene: olf186-M
Product: sperm-specific antigen 2
Exons: 4
Coding region: 222-635 (137 amino acids)
Molecular function (GO): signaling receptor binding
Source: RefSeq, a predicted model, not a curated record